Talpa occidentalis (Iberian mole) is the source of this 3833-nucleotide messenger RNA. RefSeq names its product potassium voltage-gated channel subfamily A regulatory beta subunit 1 (gene KCNAB1). Gene Ontology annotation, cellular component: membrane; extrinsic component of cytoplasmic side of plasma membrane; juxtaparanode region of axon. The transcript is spliced from 14 exons. The coding region runs from base 908 to 2113 and encodes 401 amino acids. The record is from RefSeq and is a predicted model, not a curated record. NCBI's taxonomy places the organism in Eukaryota, Metazoa, Chordata, Mammalia, Eulipotyphla, Talpidae. Gene Ontology annotation, molecular function: voltage-gated potassium channel activity; transmembrane transporter binding; potassium channel regulator activity. Gene Ontology annotation, biological process: potassium ion transport; transmembrane transport; negative regulation of delayed rectifier potassium channel activity.
UGUGUUUUAGCACGCCAGUCACAGAAGAUCCACGUGUUAUUCACUGGCGCGUUCAGCGCAGAGGCUCCCCCACUCUGCCAUCCUCCAGCUCCAACUGUUGUGCUGCAGCAGGAUUUGGUUGGAGUCUGGGCAGAGCCCCCUUUAUGAACAACCCUCCGGAUUGAUUCUGUUUCAGCAGAAGUGAUCCUUGCCUUCCCAGCCGCACACAAAGCAAGGAGAUCCUUAAAGGGACCUGCCUGGUCCUCCGUGCAGCCACAAGCCCGCGUAGGUGCGGACUCAGCGACCCAGGUUCUCGCGGAGAGAAUGAAUGGAGAGGGCUCUUGAGAACCCCUAGUCCUCCCGGAACCCGGCUGGGAGGGAGCUGAGGCCGGAGCGCAUGGAGACUACCAAUCCCCGCGGCCCGGAGCACGAUUAGCUGCUCUGGGGAUGCUGGGCGCGCGGCGAGCAUCCUGCCUGUGGUCCAGAGGCUGCUGGGGCGCUUCCUGCGGUCUGCGCGGAUCGGAGCCAGCGCCGGGAGGGAACCCGCAUUCAGACCCAGCGCACCGGCUCCCCGCGGGUCUGCGAGCAGCCGGUGCGGAUGCUCAGCUCUAGGCAUCUGCAGGAGCCCCCCGAUUGCAGGGAUUUGGCUGUUUAAUCGAGCGAGGUUACCACCUGGGAAGGUCUGCGAGGUUGAUCCUCGUUCCAGCUGCUGUGAUAACUUCGGGACUGACUGUUGACUUCUCCGGGUGCCGGGGACUCUGUCCUGCACCGCAACCACUCCCGCCACUUGCCCAGCUCUCCUCUGAGGGCACCUCUGGCAAGCGGGGCGAGGAGGGGUUAAAAGGCAAGCAGAGCCCCCAGCUGCUAACCUGUGUGACCGCCUGUGUUGUGGGAUUCUGAGAGGGACCGUGCGCCGCCCGGGGAAGCAAUGCAAGUCUCCAUAGCCUGCACAGAGCACAAUUUGAAGAGUCGGAAUGGCGAGGACCGACUUCUGAGCAAGCAGAGCUCCACCGCCCCCAAUGUGGUGAACGCAGCCCGGGCCAAAUUCCGCACAGUCGCUAUCAUCGCCCGCAGCCUGGGGACCUUCACCCCCCAGCACCACAUUUCUCUCAAGGAGUCCACCGCGAAGCAGACUGGCAUGAAAUAUAGGAAUCUUGGAAAAUCAGGACUCAGAGUUUCUUGCUUGGGUCUUGGAACAUGGGUGACAUUUGGUGGUCAAAUUUCAGAUGAGGUCGCUGAACGGCUGAUGACAAUUGCCUAUGAGAGUGGAGUCAAUCUCUUUGACACUGCGGAGGUGUAUGCUGCUGGAAAGGCUGAAGUGAUACUGGGAAGCAUCAUCAAAAAGAAAGGCUGGAGGAGGUCCAGCCUGGUCAUAACAACUAAACUCUACUGGGGUGGAAAAGCUGAAACGGAAAGAGGGUUGUCAAGAAAACAUAUUAUUGAAGGAUUGAAGGGCUCCCUCCAGAGGCUGCAGCUGGAGUACGUGGAUGUGGUCUUCGCCAAUCGACCGGACAGCAACACCCCCAUGGAAGAAAUUGUGCGUGCCAUGACGCACGUGAUCAACCAGGGCAUGGCCAUGUACUGGGGAACCUCGCGGUGGAGCGCCAUGGAGAUUAUGGAAGCCUAUUCUGUAGCAAGACAGUUCAAUAUGAUCCCGCCAGUCUGUGAGCAAGCUGAGUACCAUCUUUUCCAGAGAGAGAAAGUGGAGGUUCAACUACCAGAGCUCUACCAUAAAAUAGGGGUUGGAGCAAUGACAUGGUCUCCCCUUGCCUGUGGAAUCAUCUCAGGAAAAUAUGGAAAUGGUGUGCCUGAAAGUUCCAGAGCUUCACUGAAGUGCUACCAAUGGCUGAAAGAACGAAUUGUAAGUGAAGAAGGAAGAAAACAACAAAACAAGCUGAAAGACCUUUCCCCCAUCGCCGAGCGGCUGGGAUGCACGCUACCUCAGCUGGCCGUUGCUUGGUGCCUGAGGAACGAGGGUGUGAGCUCUGUGCUCCUGGGAUCAUCUACUCCUGAACAACUCAUUGAAAACCUCGGUGCCAUACAGGUUCUCCCAAAGAUGACAUCACAUGUGGUAAAUGAGAUUGAUAACAUAUUGCGCAACAAGCCCUACAGCAAAAAGGACUACAGAUCCUAAGGCAGUGCAUGAGCCCUGGAGCUGCAUGGUAAAAAUAGUGGUAUUACAGGCACAGAAUGGUGUCACUAGCCAGUCCUUUGAAUCACUUAGCAGCCUGCUGCUCAACCUCUAGUGUCCCUGGAUUCUGAGGUGUCUGCUGUCGCUACCACUGUGCAUCUGAAUUAUGAGCACAUCUGGAAACUCACAACCAGGAAAAUCCAUUCUAUUUUCUUAUCUUGGACUGGAGUCACCUGUUCUUGCAUUGCUCUGUACACCUCAUGCUUAUGCAUUGGAGAGUAUAUAGGGGUGAAGAUGCAUUACCUUCAGUCAUUUAGUAAUUUAAUGAAGGCUGUGAGAUAUUUUUUCAAGUGAACAAGAUCCACAGGUACAAUGUGGUCUGAACCAGAAAGAGCACGCCAUCUUAACGCAGAAGUCUUGCUUGGAGAAUAAGCAGAAAAAAUUUAUUUUUUUCUAUUCUCACAUUCACGUUAGCAAGAGUUGUUUCAUUUACUUAACAAACCAAAAUUCCUAAGUUUUUGCUUUAAAAUUUUCACUGUAGCUUGGCCCCAAGUAUGGCCCUAUAUAGCAAUUUAUCCAAGGUAUCUACUAGAAUUCUAAUGCUGCUAUGUCCAUUUAUAUGAAGAGAUGGUAAAAAGAUGAACAUCCCAACCUUUAGUAGAGAUAUUAAGGUUAAUUUAUGAAGGGGAGGAUUACACUGCUAUGGAAACUGCUUGGAAUAAAAUGUACCUGCAAUGAAAUGUUCAUUUUUGACUACAUUUUACUAAAACCUGCUUAAUACUUUUGACUGCUUGUGCUUGUAGACAUAGCUUCUGCAAGUUUAAAUAUUUGAGCUUUUAAAAAUAAAUAUACAUAUGCUCAGUUUUCUAAGUCAACCUGUAAAAUACCCAGAAAGGCAAAUGUUUGCUCUUUAAUUAGCACUGGGAUUUUACAAUAUAAUGCCUGGUAUUUCUGAGGAGUUAUUAACAUGAAAGUGAAUCAUGGGCUUUGUGAAAAAAUGCUGUCACUACCCAAUAUAUGCUGGGUGAAUUAACUAGCCCUAUGAAAAGCAAAUGUUACAGAACAUCCUGAUUUAUAAUCACACUAUGUACACUAACCUAUAUGCAUGAAAGCUCUCUGCAUGGAUUAAAGGGGCCUAGCCUUGUUACAUUCAGAAGCCAUCUAGUCCUGCCAAUCUUGGCUAACCCCCAGAUGAAUAUUCCACUUAAAAAAAAAAAAAAUGCUGAGAAUAUACUGUGUGUACCUGUAAGAUGGGAGAAAAUGUUGGUUUUUCUUUUGGGGGUGUGGGGAGGGAGGAGGCUGGUCCUAUGUUCCUAUUCAGACACCAGAGCAUGUACAAAAAUUUAAUUUUUUGACCAGCAGAUCCCUUAUUUAGAAAUCACUUUGAGACUUACAGAAGAAAUAUACUAUCUGCUUAAAAUAUUCUUUUCUGCCAUCAUUUCCAGGUGUGUAUUUCAUGGUUAAGUUCUAAAUCUUAAAAUGUUAAUGUGAAAUAGUAACAACUUUUCUUUGAUUACUACUACCUGUAUUUUAAUAAGAGGAAAGUGGGAGUUUAACCAAGAGUAUGAAUGAUAGAAAUGGAUCAUUUUUCAGUUGUUCAUUGUGUAUUCAAUCAACCCAGUGAACUACUGUGUAGAAAUGAGCUGAUGUUGUCUAAUGAGAACUGUAAUUUAUUUAUUUGCUUAGAGUAAUAAAAGCAUUUUGUGCAUUUAAUCUCACAAGU